Nicotiana tabacum (common tobacco) is the source of this 1254-nucleotide messenger RNA. NCBI's taxonomy places the organism in Eukaryota, Viridiplantae, Streptophyta, Magnoliopsida, Solanales, Solanaceae. The record is from RefSeq and is a predicted model, not a curated record.
CCAUCUUGUGGUCAGAUUUUGGCCCAUACAAUACCCCGCCAUUAGGACAUGUUCUCUUUUUUUGUCAUUGAUCGCGCAAUUAAGAAGCUUAAACACAAGAGUAGAUUUAAACCAUAAUCAAAAGUUGAUGAGUAAAUUUGGACUUCUUUUUCUCGCAUAAUUUGGACUCAUAGACACCACCCAUUUCACAUCGGAAGCCCUUACCGGAGAUGAUUUGCUAACAUCAAGGUUAUGAAUGGACCAAAACUUUAAGAGAAGGAAAAAAUUUGAAUUCUGUUUCAAUGCAACAUUAGUGCUGGAAAGCCUUAGAGGGAAGAGGAUGUUAUUCGUUGGCGAUUCCUUGAACAGAGGACAAUUUGUUUCCAUGGUUUGCCUUCUCCAAAGAAUAAUUCCCGAGAAUGCCAAAUCCAUGGAAACUUUUGGUUCCCUCACUGUUUUCACUGCAAAGGAUUACAAUGCAAAAAUUGAGUAUUACUGGGCACCAUUUCUGCUAGAAUCAAAUGCCGAUGAUGCAGUCAUACAUAGGAUUACUGAUAGAAUUGUCCGUAAAGGUUCAAUAAAUAAGCAUGGUAAAAAUUGGAAAGGGGCUGACAUAAUUGUGUUUAACACUUAUCUUUGGUGGAUGACCGGCAUGCCAUUCAAGAUUUUGCAAAAAGGGUCUUUCAAGGAUGAUGUGAAAGAUAUGAUUGAAGUGUCCACAGAGGAUGCAUAUCGCAUGGCAAUGAAGAGUAUGUUGAGAUGGGUGAAGAGGAAUAUGGAUCCAAAGAAAAAUAGAGUAUUUUUCACUAGCAUGUCACCUUCUCAUCAUAAGAGCAUAGAUUGGGGAGGUAAACCUGAUAGGAAUUGUUACAAUGAAACUACAAAGAUAGAGGAUCCAAGUUACUGGGGAUCAGAUAGCAGCAAAAGCGUAAUGCAAGUGAUUGGAGAAGUAUUUAGUAAAUCAGAAGUGCCCAUAAUGUUUCUCAACAUAACGCAGCUAUCGAGUUACAGGAAAGAUGCGCACACAUCAAUUUACAAGAAACAAUGGAAUCCAUUGACACCAGAGCAACUAGCAAACCCUGUUAGCUAUGCUGAUUGUACACAUUGGUGUUUGCCUGGGCUUCAAGAUACUUGGAAUGAACUUUUAUUCGCAAAGUUGUUUUAUCCUUGACACAUUUGAAAAUAUUUUGAAGCCUACUUGUAUUAUACAAUACUAUGUGAAACAGUCUCUGUAAUGUAGAUAUAAUCUUGUGGCUAUAUAACAUGUUUCAGCUA